AGUGCUAGUUAUCACUACGUGCACUGGUUGUUUCACCGUCGACCUCCAACCAUCCCCCACCACCCCCACCACCCCGCCUUCGUCCACGGCAAUCCCCAACCCAAACACGAUGGCGUCCGCUGUACGAAGAUCGUUCCUUACCCUCGCCCGGACGCAGUCCCGCCAGCUCACUGCAUCGCAUCCUUCCGUUUUCACAGCAAUCCGGCGCUUCACCAAUGGCGAUGACUUCCCGUCGUUCCCUUCCAAGUCGUCUUCCUCUUCUUCUGCUUCGGCACCCAUCCCGAACACCCACAACAUCCGCGACAAUGGCCUGAAUGAUAGUUUUGAGAUCAUCGAUGAGAAGAUGGAUUGGUCGCGGUCGUUCCACGGAUUGUCCACGGAGGCAUUCCCAAAGGAGACCGCGGAUGUUCUGCUUGCGCCAUUGGCUCCUGAGGAAGUUGAGAUCAAACCUGAUGGAAUCCUCUACCUUCCCGAAAUCAAGUACCGCCGCAUCCUAAACAAAGCAUUUGGUCCCGGCGGCUGGGGCCUCGCUCCUCGCGGCGAAUCGAUCGUCACUGACAAAGUUGUGACGCGCGAGUACGCGCUCAUUUGCCACGGACGCCUAGUUUCCAUCGCGCGCGGCGAGCAACAGUACUUCGACCCUAACGGCAUCCCGACGGCUACAGAGGGCUGCAAAUCCAACGCCUUGAUGCGAUGUUGCAAGGACCUGGGUGUCGCCAGUGAGCUGUGGGACCCUAGGUUCAUCCGCAAGUUCAAAAAGGAAUACUGCGAUGAGAAGUUUGUCGAGCACGCCGUUACGAAGAAGAAGCGGAAGCUGUGGAAGCUCAAGGUUGACUCAUUUGAAUACCCGUACAAAGCGACCUGAGGGGGGAAAUUUCAUGAUUGCGAUGAUGUACUAUAGACUAGCCUAUGAGCUUAUAAAAUACUACCCUCCCUGUACUAUAAUACGGACGGUUUCUUCAUUCAUAUACC
Molecule: messenger RNA, 972 nt
Organism: Tricharina praecox
Lineage: Eukaryota; Fungi; Ascomycota; Pezizomycetes; Pezizales; Pyronemataceae
Product: mitochondrial genome maintenance MGM101-domain-containing protein
Exons: 3
Coding region: 110-865 (251 amino acids)
Biological process (GO): recombinational repair; interstrand cross-link repair
Cellular component (GO): mitochondrial nucleoid; mitochondrial chromosome
Molecular function (GO): single-stranded DNA binding
Source: RefSeq, a predicted model, not a curated record